Melanotaenia boesemani (Boeseman's rainbowfish) is the source of this 3085-nucleotide messenger RNA. RefSeq names its product TAP binding protein like (gene tapbpl). The record is from RefSeq and is a predicted model, not a curated record. Bases 264 to 1565 code for a protein of 433 amino acids. Gene Ontology annotation, cellular component: membrane. Lineage: Eukaryota; Metazoa; Chordata; Actinopteri; Atheriniformes; Melanotaeniidae. Gene Ontology annotation, biological process: antigen processing and presentation of endogenous peptide antigen via MHC class I. The transcript has 8 exons.
GCAUGCUCAGGACACUGAGCCUCCGACGCUGCGCGUUUACUUUUAUAUUAUAUCAGGAUUUGUCUUAAAUUUGUCCAGUAAGUAAAUGUCACUUAUGGAGCAAACAUGGGCUUCAGAAAAAGCUCUCGCAUAGAAACAGGAGAGCACUAAUAUGGUGUGUCUAUAGCUUUUAAAAACAAAAGUGAAAGUGCUGUAGUGCAUUCGUAGCAAUUUGAUCGUCUCAAACUUGAAAUUGACAAAAACACGGAACAUCUACAGACAUUAUGAUUAUGAUCGAGGUAAUUUUGUUCGGAUACUUCAUGACAUGCGUCUGUGCCGAUGGGGUUGCAGAUGUAGUACUUUCUUGUACUCUGGUGGAGGAGGGAGUAGGACUUGGUGGAAUGGGAGGCGGGGCUCUCUUUACCAGGACACCAGCCACUCUGGUAUUUCGAGAUGUUGCAGUGGGUCCUGAUGAAUCACUGGAAACCCUCACUCCGUUUGUCCCACCCUCAGUCCCUGAUCCAGACCUCAUCCUAUUUGAGACUAAAGCGUCUUCACCUGAGAUCCCCAAUGCAGACGUGUUGCUCCAUGCAGACUGCAAUGAGCUGGAGGUGAUGUGUGAAAUAAGUCGCUAUUCUCCUCGGGGACUCCAGGAAAGUUCAGAUCCAGCCUUUUUUAUGGUGUCCCUUGGUGUGGAGAGUCUUCAGUUCAGCACUUCUCUGAUUCUGCAGACUUUGACGGUAGAAAAAGAUCAAUCACACCUGAUACAAAACAAACUCAGUCUGCCUCUCAGCCAGUCAGGGACUCUACUGACUAAAGUUAUAUUCCUGGUGUUUUCCCAUAUAAAUUCUGUAUCUGCCCCUCUGAGAGGUGAUGUUCUCCUCAACUGUGGCUUCAAGCAGCAGGAGGUCCCACUAGCAGAGGAAGUGGGUGUUGAAUGGCGACUGCAGCACAGAGGAAAAGGCUGGAAAGUGCUUGAAAUGAAGACAAAGCUGGAUGAUACAGAAGGACCUGCAGUGGUUCAUGGUGAGCGGAAGGGCUCAAGCAUGAAUGCUGGCCAGGUUGUCAGUGAGGGGAACGUCUCUAUGACCCUGAGUGGGCUGAAAGCUAUUGAUGAAGGCACCUACAUCUGUACAGUCAAUGUUGGUCAUUUCCAUGCCCAGCAGGUCAUUCAGCUGCUAAUUAUCCAGCCUCCGCAGGUUUUGCUGUCAGAGGAGAAGUUGGUUUUAAAUAAAAAGUCACCCCAGACGUUAAGCUGUCACUGCAACAAAUACUAUCCACUGGACUGUCAGAUGGAGUGGCUUUCCCUUUCACCGACAGACACAGAGCCUGAACUCUUUAAAGAUCAGGGCUCCCUGUCUAGCCAUCGACAGCAUGGAGACGGGACGUACUCUCUGUCGUCUCACCUUACUGUGCCUCCCACUGUCUCCCCAGGCACCAAAAUCACUUGCAGGGUGUCCCAUCAAGCCCUGGAUGCUCCUCUGCACCUCAGUCUGGUGGUAGAAAGUCCUCAACCGGAUUCCUAUUGGUGGGUCCUGGGUUUCCUGAUCAUCACUGUACUUUUCUUCUAUCAGGUCAUGAAAUAGGUUAAUCUGAAAGCACCUUGACUUGAAACUGAGCCCAGAAUUGGUUGAUUUUGUCAUUGUAGAUUUUUAAGUUAUUACCAAUUACGUUUUAAACUGUUGUGGCCGCCUGCAGAACAGUCACAUUUGAGGGGAUAGAACAGUGCUAACUAUGCUGUACAUGACUGCUUUGUACAUGUUGUGAUGAUUGUUUUUGCGCUAGCAAGAUUGGAAGUUGUAUUUAUGUAUUUCUGUACUCCAUAUUAGGCUGAUUUCUAGUCUCCAAUUCUGUCAACGGUGGGGUAGACUAAGUGGUAAUCUUGGGUUUUCUAUUACAACAUGGCUAAUCAAGGUAAGUUAAUAUGGGAAACUAUGCUGUGAACAUAGCCUGGUAGGGAGUCAUUUUUGUUGUGAUUUCGAGACUCAGUGGGUGAUGCCUUUCAUAGGUUUGGCUAAACCUACACGGAGUUGUGUUAGUUGCACCAUAGCCAGUGUUUUGGUACCGACAACGCAGCUUACUAUUGCAGGCCUUAUCAGAGGAUUUCUUAAACCUCCUUUCUGGAUUACCUCUAGAUCACAAGCUACUUGUCAGCAAAAACAAAAAAAAAAACAAAACAAAAACAAAAAAACUUUUGUCACAUGCAAACGAAUAACUGAAGUUUCAUUACAGUAUCUCUACCGAGUUUUCUCAACUUUUGUGGUACACAUCGAGCACAAUAAUUUUCUUAUCCCAGUAGAAAAGACCACGUCUUUUUAAAUGAUCUAUCACUUUUGUUAGGGGGAGUUAUUUUGCGGAACGAAAUUUUCAUGUGGUCUCUAAUUCCUGUCAAAACUAUCCUCUAUCACAGAAAAUUAUACACUUGCGGAAGUCCUACAUAUAUUAACUAUAUCUAAAAUGAUUAAUAAGUUGUUGGAAUUAAUAGAAAUGUGAACAUACUGUAUUUAAAACCCUAUAAUUGGUCUUUAAAGCUUUUGUGCUAAUUUGUAUUAUUUUGCUGUUGUAAAGAAAUUAACUGAUAAAUUUGUUUAACUUUUAUGUGUCAACUUAAACAUUUUACUGUUAAAACACUGUAAAUUAAAAUCUUAAACUCCUCAAACUUACCAAUUAGAAAUUUAUUGGAGAUGCCAAGAUUUUCAAAGCCAUCCAAAGUUAAACAGAAUUAUAGCUGAAUGUUUCAAAUUAUGCACAAAACAUCUUUAUUAUCCCAGUAAGAUGGUGUGGUUGUCAUGUUUCACAUUUCUUGUUUCUUGGUUUACUUAUGUUCUUUCAUUUUCUGGGUUUAUGUGUCAUGUUCUUUGUUUUUUAGUUUCUGCUCAUUCGUUCGUCUGGUCUUAUUUGUCCCUUCACCUCACAUGUGCCUCAUUAACCCUUCAGUGUAUUUCAGGCAUUGGUUUCAGUUCCUCCUUGCCAGUCCAUUGUUUGUUUGUUGUCAGUUAGUGUUGUUGGUUUCCCCGUUUUCCUGUCCAUGCCUUGUUAAAGUUUGGCCACCGGAGUCUUUUUGUUUUGUAAGUUUUAGUUUUGUUAUUAAAAUCUUUUACCUGCA